This is a messenger RNA of Alternaria atra, 1083 nucleotides long. RefSeq lists its product as uncharacterized. Lineage: Eukaryota; Fungi; Ascomycota; Dothideomycetes; Pleosporales; Pleosporaceae. The transcript has 3 exons. The record is from RefSeq and is a predicted model, not a curated record. Bases 1 to 1083 code for a protein of 360 amino acids.
AUGCCGAAAUCACCAGGUACAGUGCCGAAGGGAUGGGAUGAGCAAACCAUCUACCUUCACGCACCCUCUUACUCGAAAAAGCUUGGUGGUGACAAGGUCAGCGCACUCAUACUGCCAAAGUCCAAUCUAGCGCCCGAUACGCAGGUUUACAAGCCUAAAGGACCAUACUCGAAUGUCAAGAUUACGCCAGUGACGGACUCUACCCAUCCUGCACAUGGACAGCAUGCGCUAUAUGCUAACCAGCAUCUGCCACCAGACUCGUUCAUCUUGCCAUAUUUAGGCUAUGUGCACGACCAGACUGACAUUGACGAAGCAUCCGACUACGACUUAUCACUCGACCGUGAACUAAGCAUCGGCGUCGAUGCAUCGAAGAUGGGCAACGAAGCGCGAUUUAUCAACGACUACCGUGGCGUGUCCACCGCACCGAGCGCCGAAUUUCGCGACAUCUUUGUGGACAUUGGAAAUGGGAAGGUGGAGAAGAGGGUUGGCGUCUUCGUGCUCAGCGCUGGCAAAAGUGGAAAGAGAGCAAAGGGCAUCGGGCGUGGACAAGAGAUUCUUACCACACCAUGGCUCCCAUGUCGAGACCCACUUUAUAAUGAGUCGAUGCAGAAGUACAUGCUUCUCUCAGCCCAGAAGGAAGCUCUCCAGCGCCGUAUGGCCAUGGAGAUUCCAUUCAACGCACCCAUGGCAGCAACCUCGCCAGAGUUUCAGUCUCUGUCAUCAUCGCCUACCUCACCGACAAAGUACUCGACGCCGUUCCCCACAGCCAGUGACCCCGUUCCCGUCAGCUCGAGGACUAGCGCAACCCCGCGCAACAGCAUCGAUGAUAUGCACACUGAAGAAUCUCACAAGCUCGCCGAGAUCAACCAGCAAAUCGUCGCUAUCCUCACCGAGCUCAUGAACACCGAAUGCAUCCGCAACGACGACAAGCAGCGCGCCUGGGUUCAAGGCCGCCUCAUGGAAGCCGAGCACCAAAUACGUCGUGAGCGCCGCCGUCACUCAUCCAACGCUGGCGGUGACUUUGCAGAUGCCAUUGCACAGCAUCUCGAGCUUGGUCUCAACACUUCCAAGACUUGGGCGUAA